GGCAAACAAGCACCUGUGGCACCCAGAGCUCAGCUGGUUGGUGUUGGUGGGAGCAGGGAGGUGACAGAGGAGCACAGGGCACUGGGUGCUGCCAUGAGAGUGGCCUCUGGCCCGUCACUGCCCACUGGACAUCCACGGGUGCUGUGGGGAGGCUGUGGCUGCUGACCUCAUCCCAGCAGGAGGACAGGGACGUAUUGCACUUGGCAGGUCCCCAAGAUAAACAUUCCUGUUCCCGCCACCUUUCUGCCCUGCUGGGAACAGGGAUAACGAAACUCGCUGGGGAAUUAGGGACUUUUUACCAGGCAGUGCCAGGGCCUGCAGCUCAGGUGGCUGUGCCUGCACUGGCUCCUGGCCUUGGGGGUGCUGGGGAAUGGGACUGGUGGGUUGUUGAAACUGUGUCUGCUGCCAAGGGGCUGGCUCAAGGGAUGAGGGGGCUCUGCUGUGGGACAGGGGAGAGGGUCCUGGUCCUGCCCUUGCUCAGGCUUCCCACAGCCAAGCACCAGCGUGAAGCCUGGGUUGGGUCCUGGGGGGUUCCUCUGUGCUAAGCUGUUGUCCUGCCCCAGGUGGGACACCCAGGGGUCAGCAGGCAGGGCUCCCCCCGCUCGCUGUGCAUGCUCAGUCCCCUGGGGGCUUAACCCACCUCCCUCUCCUCUUGUGCAGACCCUGCCUUGCCCCUGACCCCAGAGUGUCAGGGGGCAAACCAGCACGUCCCAGAGUCCUGUGACGCCCCUUGGCUCAGCCAAUGCUCCACGUGAUGGACACGGGGGCCCAACCGAGCCCCGCUCCUUCAUCCCUGGGGGCCCAUGGAUGCUCGCCCAGGAGCGGGUGGGACACACGGGCCCCUGGGACUCCCUGCCUGGCUCCUUCUGCUUCUGCCCUGCUGGGUCCUGGCUCUUCUCUGUGCAGGUGCCAUGGCCCUGCAGCUCCCCACCAUCACCAUCCUGCGGAUGCCAGCAGAGGCCCCCCGUCCAGGCGAGAGCGUGGUGGUGUCAUGCGAGGCGACAAGUGGGCUCCCAGAGCUGACGCUGCUCUACUGGCUGGGGAACGGCUCCUUUGUGGAGAGCCUGUACCCAGACGGGGCUGUGCACGAGGGGACAGUGCAAGAGGAGCUGCGGGGCUCGGGGGCGGCCCUGCGCCGUGACCUGCACUUCAGCUCCUUCAACACCCAGCACCUGCUCACCAACUUCACCUGCGUGGUGCUCAGUCCUCUCGGUGUCGACACCAGGGAGGUGCGAUGGCCCCAGCCAGCACCAGCCUGUGUCACUGUCGAGAGUGGGGGGCUGGGCUGACACCAGGGAGCAACUCGUGAGGGGUGAGUGCCCCGCAGUGAGGGUCCCUGCUCCAACAGCCCCGCACCGUGCGCGUGUGACACCUCCAUGGAGGCCCAUCUCCGUGACCUGCUGUGGGGACCACAUGGCCCCACAUGUGCCAGCCCACUGAGCCUGGGGCUUCUGGUGCCUGGGCCGACCCCAGCCUUGCCUGUAGCUGGCUAUGGGACCCCAGGGUUUAUUAAAGUACAUCGAGGCUGCCCCGUUGUCACCUGCAUCCUGGGGAUGGUGCUGCCCAUGAGUGCACAGGGCACCUGUGGGAUGAGGAGGGAGGGAGAGGAAGUGGCCCUGGUGCCCACAAAGGGCAGGAUCCAUUUCUGCCCCCCUCCCUGCCUGGUGAAGUGGUGGAAAACCAUGGUCAGUCCCAGUUCUGCCCAGGGAAUGCCUGGCCCUAUGGCUGUGCCCUGCCCCGGAGGAGGAGGGUACGUGGGGAAGCCCUGGGGUGCAGGGACCCCAGGGAGAUAGGCCCAUCACAUCCCCCUCUGCAUCUGGGGCUGUCCCCCAGCAUGGCAUUGCUGAGCCCCAAGUCCUGUUCCAUGGGGCAGCCCCCCUAACCAUGCUGUCCUGGCAGGGCUCCUGCUCUUGGGUACUGGGGCUGGGGUCGCUGGUGCCAGCCCCCUCCCUGCUACCUCGUGUGCUCGUGGGGGCUGUGACUCCCCUGGGCUGUGGGACAGCCUGGACCCCUUGAGCAAGACUGGGCUGCAGGCAUUGCACUGCAGCACAGGAUGUAGGAGGGAUAGAGGGGGCUGAAGAAGCCCCCAGCUGCAGCCCCCAUGAGCUGCCCUCAGUCCAGGGAACCGCAGGAGACUCCUGGGGACACCCCUGUCCCACAGCUACUCUCAGGAGCCAGGAGAAGGUGAGCAGCGGAGCAGCCACCUGGGCAGGGACCUGCCCAAUACAGCCCUGCUGCACCCCCAAGCCCUGUUGAUUCCAGCCCCCAUCCCUGGGACAGCCCCUCGCAGACCCCACACUCAGCUGCAUCCUUACACCCAUCCUGAUGUCUUCUUGAUGGGGUCGAGGUCCCGCCAGUGUUGGGGGCUGUCAGUGGCCGGGUCCUGGCCAGCAGAUGCUCCGCAGAGGGCAGAGCCCCCGAGGGAAGCCCACAGAUGCCGAGGUGCUGUGGACAGGGAAGCAACUGGUUACUCUGCGAGUGCCUGGGGAGGUGGGGCAGCAGGAGCAGGGCCAACUCAGGGAGGGUGGUGGGGCUUGGGAGGUGGCUGUGGAGAGAGGCAGGGCAGGCUGGGGGAAAGCACCCCCUGCUCCAUCCCUGGCCAGAGCCCCUCCUUGGCACAUGUCCCGGCACCAACCCAGACCCCAGUGCUGGCACCAGCUGAGACCUGCCCUGCUGUGUCACCCACCGGGAGCAACCCCCUUGGGAUCCCAGCCAGAAGUGUGUCCUGAGCCUCGUGGGUGCGGGUCAGGGUGCUCCUGACCGGGGGUGCGGUGCUUGCACCAAUCCCUCUCUCAUGCUGCUGAGGACACAGUAGGCUGUGGCUCAGAUCAGCAGCAACAUUCUCCCAGGGAACCCCUGUGUCUGCACAGCACGGCACGGAACACGGAGGAUCAGAGACAAAGGGGGGACCAUGGGGCCAACACUGGUGACGCUGGGGUGGCAGCCCACAGCUGGGCCCCCAGCCUCACUUCCAAGCCAGAGUGAACCCCCAAAACAUCAUCACUCAUCCGGCUGAGCCACCUCUGGCUGCUCCUGUGACAGCCUCGGCCGUGCUCACCUGUCACCCCACACACCAGCAGGGUCCAUGUGCCUCGGGAGCAGGGUCCAUGUGCCUCGGGAGCAGGGUUCCUGUCCCUCAGG
Molecule: messenger RNA, 3141 nt
Organism: Pipra filicauda (Wire-tailed manakin)
Lineage: Eukaryota; Metazoa; Chordata; Aves; Passeriformes; Pipridae
Gene: IL18BP
Product: interleukin 18 binding protein
Exons: 5
Coding region: 804-1289 (161 amino acids)
Molecular function (GO): interleukin-18 binding
Source: RefSeq, a predicted model, not a curated record